This is a messenger RNA of Lampris incognitus (smalleye Pacific opah), 2467 nucleotides long. RefSeq names its product STRA6-like (gene stra6l). Bases 84 to 2096 code for a protein of 670 amino acids. The transcript has 19 exons. Lineage: Eukaryota; Metazoa; Chordata; Actinopteri; Lampriformes; Lampridae. The record is from RefSeq and is a predicted model, not a curated record. Gene Ontology annotation, biological process: vitamin A import into cell. Gene Ontology annotation, molecular function: signaling receptor activity; retinol transmembrane transporter activity. Gene Ontology annotation, cellular component: plasma membrane.
CGAAUGAAUAAGUUACAAAAUGAGCUUGAGCUACAAAAAGAAGACAAAGACAAGAGAGAGAAAAAGGUGAACUAUAGACGAGUAUGGGGGCCUCCGGAAUAAAAUCCUUCAUUGCCACGAGGAUGAGCAGCACAGAGGAACAAGCGGGCCCCGUGGAGCACAUCUGUCACCAUGGAAUCUCGAUGGAACUCUUCCUGCACCUCUCCCUGAUCCCAGCUGUGGCCAUUGUAGUUGUGCUGUCGUCACUCCAGAAACGAGUCCAACGCCUUCCCAUCGAUCACACACUGCCCUUCCUGGAGGGACGUUUUGCCAUCGUAGUGCCGCUGGACACCAUCGGCAGCCUCAGUAACCGUUGGUCCUACGGGUUUGCAUUUGGUGCGGUGUCCUCCAGUGUCCUGCUGCUUUUUUCUGAACGCUACAUCCCCUUCGACGUCCCCCCAUGGGCAAGAGCCAUAGUCUACCUGGUUGGAGCUUUGGAGAUAGGCUUGGCUUACUUCCCUUUCUUUGCCUGCCUGUCCACACCUUUCAGAGGAGUCGGCGCUAUGUUGGGAAUACUCUACACUCUUUCCUGGAUCGUUGUUACUCUGUGGGACAUGGUGACCUGUCCUGCUGGUAAGGAGUUGGGACGUUACCAGAAGCUGAUCGCUCAGUGGCCCUGCAUCCUCUCCCUCAUCUUCCUCUUAGGACGGUACACCUACAUGCUGGUCAAGGCCAUCCGCAUAUUUCUGCAGCUGGAGGUGGAGGACCAACAGGAGCUGAUGGAGCAGCACCAGAUGCAGCAUGUGAAGAGAUUGCUGAGGAAAAUGCCAGAUCAUAGUGAGCCUGGGAGCUGGCUCCAGAGACGAGUAUAUAAGUGGGAUCCAUUCUUCAAGUUCCCCAACAGAAUCAUUGGCACUUCUGUCGUGUCACUCAUAGGCCUUUAUACGAUGACCCUGGCAGAUUACAGUCUUAGUGGCCUGGCCUUUGAUCAAUUGGACAUGUGGAAAAACACACUGGAACAGCUGGCUGCUUCCUGUAACCAGAGCCAAAUCCUGGCAGCCAUGAUACCACAACUGGAAGAGUUCAUCUAUGUGGCAAGAGAGUCUUGGUUCGCCACCACCAUCUUUGCCAGUCUCACCUCCGUUGUCUACACCCUCCAUAUCUUGGCCUGUUACAGGAAACACCUGAAGAGACUGUGGAAAGGAGAGAAGGGCUUUCUUCCUGAGAAGUUCCACAACCCUAGUUCUGCCGUUAGUGUGGCUGCCAUUGCAAGAUACUCUGGAUGGCAAAUAGCCUUUACACUAUGGGGUUACCUGAUUGUCCACUUUGUUCAGUUCCUGUUUGCUCUGUUGAUUGUCUACCUACUGGUCCUUCCUAUUCAGCAUGGCAGAGCCAUGGCCAUGCUCACCAACGUGGGGAUUAUACUUCUGACCAUUGGUCUAGUUAUUGGUCUAGUGAUUUUCCAGGUGGCUCUGGUCCAGGUCUUCUUUCUCCAAGACAAGAUAAAUCCCACUGAUAGACAGAAACCUCUGGCUCUAAAUAACAGGAAGGCCUUCCACUGCUUCAACUACUUCUUCUUCUUCUACAAUGUGGUGAUGGGACUGAGCAACUGCAUCUGCAGGCUGCUGUCCAGUGUCAUUGUGGGGACAUGGCUGGUGUCGCGUAUUGACCGAACUAUUAUGCAGAGGGGAUACGAAAGUAUGGAUCCCGGGUACAGCACAUGGAUUGGUAUGAUCUUUGCUGACCACUAUCAUAACAAUCCAGUGAUGGUGUGUUUCUGUCAGCUCCUGAUCUCCAAAACUCUGGAGAGACAUACUGUUGCUAGGUACUCCACGUUCAACAACACAUCAUCAGAAUCUCUUGCCAAGAGCAAGGCCAAGAGGCGCUGGACACUCUUUUACACUUUGCUGAAGAAUCCACAUUUGAUCCUUCUGAGGAAACACCUUGCCACCUCCUCUUCAUCACAACCAACAUCAUCCUCAUCAUCACAGUCAGACAAUCAGCAGCCCAAUCAGCAAACAGUGUUGCAGACUUGGGUCAUGGCCUCACAGGCUCAGAACGGCCAAAUACUGUCCCGUUCAUCAAGGGACACCACAGAUCACAGUCUCACCGGCUAAACACUUGAUGAAGCAUGGAUUCGAAAAUAUAAAAUUUUAUGCUGGUUCAGAUCUCUUGUGCGAAAAAGGUGAUUGGGCCUCUGCAUUGUAAAAGGAGAUCUUUGUUUUUAUUUCACUCUUGCUCUGGGUGUUGCAAAAUGAAUUUCUGAUUUUAUACCAGUGAUUAGUUUCAUAAGAGGUUUUCCCAAUAGUCCAUGUAUUAAAUUUGAAAAAUGAGCCACAUCACACUGGCAUGUCAGUUCUAUAUUUGCUCACCAACCGAGUUUUGACUGUUCAGUUGUUUCUGCUCACAUGUCAACUAUUACAUCUGCCUGUUUUAUUUUGAUUUGCCUGUUAAUUGACUGAAUGCAGUGUUCCGAUUAAACGUGUAA